Gekko japonicus is the source of this 1527-nucleotide messenger RNA. It is a transcript of the gene SETD4, whose product is annotated as SET domain containing 4. Gene Ontology annotation, molecular function: transcription coactivator activity; protein binding; histone H3K36 methyltransferase activity. The record is from RefSeq and is a predicted model, not a curated record. The transcript has 8 exons. The coding region runs from base 7 to 1119 and encodes 370 amino acids. NCBI's taxonomy places the organism in Eukaryota, Metazoa, Chordata, Lepidosauria, Squamata, Gekkonidae. Gene Ontology annotation, biological process: peptidyl-lysine monomethylation; peptidyl-lysine dimethylation; positive regulation of transcription by RNA polymerase II.
GGACUGAUGACCACAAAAGCCCUUCAGGUAGGACAGUUGAUCAUUGCAUUGCCUGAAAAAUGCUUGCUCACCACUGAUACUGUACUUAACAGCUACCUCGGAGAAUAUAUUAUAAAAUGGAGGCCUCCAAUUUCUCCUUUGACAGCACUGUGUACAUAUCUAAUAGCAGAAAAAUGGUCUCACAAGAAGUCUCUGUGGCAUCCUUACCUGGAUCUUCUACCUGAAACAUACAACUGUCCUGUGUAUUUGGAGCAAGACGCAGUGGACCUGUUUCCCGAGCCUUUGAGAAGAAAGGCCCAUGAACAAAGAAGUCUGGUGCAGGAGCUGUAUAACUCGUCCAAGAGGUUUUUCCUUUCCUUGCAACCUCUGUUUCCUGAAGACGUGCAGUCUGUUUUUAACUACAGUGCCUUCCAGUGGGCUUGGUGCACCAUAAAUACAAGAACAGUAUAUAUGAAGCAUUCACAGAAGGAAUGUUUUUCUAGAGAACCAGAUAACUAUGCAUUAGCCCCGUACUUAGACCUACUAAAUCACAGUCCAUCGGUCCAGGUGAAAGCUGCAUUUAAUGAAAAGACACGAUGCUACGAAAUACGGACGCUUUCACGCUGUGCAAAAUACAAAGAAGUAUUUAUUAACUAUGGCCCUCAUGAUGAUCAGCGCCUGCUUCUCGAAUAUGGUUUCAUUGCCACCAGUAAUCCACACAACAGUGUGCAUGUUGGCACAGAUACUCUUCUUAAAUAUCUCAUUCCAGAGGAUAAGCAGAGGCAUGCAAAGGUUUCCAUUUUGCAAGAGCACAAACUUUUAAACAAUCUGACGUUUGGGUGGGAUGGGCCCUCCUGGAGGCUUCUGACAGUGCUCAAGCUGUUGUGUCUUGAAACUCACCAGUUUACUUCAUGGAAGAAAGUGUUGCUUGGUGAUACCAUUUCAGAGAGGAAUGAAAAAAAAAGUUUGGACCUUGCAACAAAAAUACGUACAUCACUGACAGAGGAAACUCAGCAAGCCCUUCAGAAGGUUGCUCUUUUAAAAAAGGAUUAUGUGCAUCUUGUAAACCAGCUAACUUUAGUAGAGGCAUUACAUAUGGAAGAUCUAAAAAUCUUACUGCUGUCAGCUGAGAAUCUUUGACACUUAUGCUGCACAAUGAUUUGAUCUCCUUGGAGCAGGAUAGCAACUUGGAAUUUAUUUGGAGUGCAGAGUCUCUCUCUCUUUUUCUUAAGCAGAGGCCACAAAUGGAUUUUGUCUCAUGAAGCCUAGAGAUCUGGAUGGAACUGAAACUUUCUGGCCUAACUUAUUGUACUAAGGGAGGAGCUUCAGUUAUCAGACAAGGCCCCCUUUAAUACAAAAAUAUGGUCAGCAUGAUGAUUACAGAGCAAGAAAGUAUGAAGGACCUCGCGACUGAAGGACUGAUCGAGGAAUUCAGAUCAAGCAAGAUAGAAACAGGUGAUCAGUAAUGAUUCUGUAACUAAGUUCUUGCCCUGACCUGGAUAGCCUAGGUUAGCCUGAUCUCAGAAGCUAAGCAGGGUCAGCCCUGAU